This is a messenger RNA of Dreissena polymorpha, 1296 nucleotides long. Its product is annotated as gastric triacylglycerol lipase-like. The coding region runs from base 595 to 1296 and encodes 233 amino acids. The transcript is spliced from 9 exons. The record is from RefSeq and is a predicted model, not a curated record. NCBI's taxonomy places the organism in Eukaryota, Metazoa, Mollusca, Bivalvia, Myida, Dreissenidae.
UCCAAUCAGAUCAUACAUGUAAUCGUCGCCGUGUAGCCUGAUUUUGCUUUCGGUCCUUUUUGAAAUUUUGCUCAUGGGUGGUUCUAAAGGGACAAAAUUCCUUCACCGCUCUACCAGCGUUUGAUUUGGAAGACUUAUGGCAGGUGGCGCAGUUCCGAAAGAUAAUGCUGACCGCCACAUCGGGCUGGAGUUCUGAUAAGAGGGUACUUAAACCAGCCAAGGCCGAAAGUUGAAGACAUUGAGGGAGGCAAAAACUAUCACACACACCAUGAGAGGAACGCUGUUACUGUUCUUAUUAGUAGUAACAUUUCUGCACCAUCGGGUCGCAGGAUUUUCUUCCCAAAACGCCAGACAGGACCCGUCGAUUCCGAUAAAAAAUAUAACACGAGCGGACUGAUCGCGAGCAAGGGGUACCCCGUAGAGGAGUUUGACGUGGUUACCAGUGACGGCUACAUCCUCACCGUGCAAAGGAUACCCUGGGGUCGGGCUGAUAAGCCAUCAAAAGCCGUUCGUCCGGUUGUGCUUCUUUGGCACGGUCUUCUUUCGAUUUCAUCCUGCUGGGUGAACAAUUUCGCCAAUGACAGCCUCGGUUUCAUGCUGGCGGACGCCGGCUUCGACGUGUGGCUAGGCAACAGCCGCGAGAACACGUACGGACGUCGCCACAUGACGCUGAACACUACGGACAAAGAAUUCUGGCAGUUCAGCUGGGACCAGAUGGCGCAACAGGACCUCCCGGCCGCCAUUGACCGGAUACUAGCUAUCACCGGCGUCAGCAGCCUUUUCUAUGGCGGUCAUUCGCAAGGGGGCGCCAUCAUGUACGCGCUCAUGUCACAUGACCCAUCAUACGCCACCAAGGUGAAGCUGUUCGUCGCCCAUGCCCCCGCCGUGUAUGGGAACACGAUGACGAGUCCUAUCAAGUACAUCGCGCCAUUCUCGAAGGGUCUAGGCCCCAUUGGAGAACUACUGACGCACGGCGAGUUGCUACCGCACAGCGAGGUGUACGACUUCCUCGCCAAGUACGUGUGCAAUCAGGCCAUCAUUCCGGAAUUGUUCUGUGAGAACCUGCUCUUUGUCAUCAGUGGCUUUGACGUGGAACAAAUGAACAUAUCACGUGUGCCAGUCUAUAUGGGCACUCACCCUGCUGGAACUUCGAUCCAGAACCUGCUGCAUUUUGCUCAGAUGGUGGAGAACCCCAACUUUCAGAUGUACGAUUAUGGGCCAGCGGAGAACAUGAAAAUCUAUCAUCAGAAAACCCCGCCUGUGUAUGACAUGAGCAAUGCUACUAUGACGUCAUAG